CUAAACAUGGUCAUGAAACGUUAGUGGGCCUGACUCACUCCUGCCACCCCCCGCGGGCCCGUCUGAGCAGGGGGACCGUGUCUCUCCGCCGUGUUUACUGUUUACCCUCUGAGGUGUGCUGUGUUCAGCCACCGCUGAGCAUUAUGUCGCCGCUGACCGUGCACGGUCCUUCCAGGAACACGUGGCUUCUCUCUCACAGCUGACUGUGUAAUACAGCGUUAUACUGUAGUAUGAGCAGAGGUCACUUCAGGGAACUGUACCUUCCUUAUCAUGACUUUUUUUUUUAAUUUAAUUUUUUUAUUGUCCGUUAUCACUAAUUCUGUGAACUCGCACAGCUCUGUCAAACACAGCUUAUUACCCCUUUGGCUGUAUGAUUACCGCACUUCCUGGCGUCGCUACCAGGUCGCCCUUCAUUCCUCAUUUCACUGACACCUCGGUCUUAAGGAGAUGACCGUGUCGGGGUGGUACGGCUCGCGGUGCUGCGUGUGCGCGUGUAUGUACGAAGGUUCAAGGAUUUCAGGCAAUUGAGAUGAAGCGUUCCCUCUUAUCUCGUUCUCGGAGAUAUGACUCUUGUGCCUCAUCCAGCGGCUCUCAGCACUUUGAGCGCAGUAUCACCGCACAUCUCUCCUUCCUGUCGCCAGAGAUGAUUUGGAUCCCUCCGUCCAGCGCUGGUUUGGCACCCGCCCUUUCUCCUCCUUCCUCUCGCCUCCAGCGCUGUGUCGGCCCAAAAGGGGCUUCCUCUGGAACAGUUAAGAGGGCGGACGGGGCACUGAUGUGGUAUUUCCUGGUUUUGAUCCCACACUUGGGGUAAGCAGACCAGGCUAUGAUGUUUACCAUGAACUUCAUGGGUUCAUUAAUGCAUUCCCACAAUUCCCUGCAGACAGACACGCGCCUAAUGAGCUGCUACUCCCUGCGGACGUCCCCACGCUGGUGGUUGUUUGGGCUCGGGCGGGUUGCUGUGGCUGGCCUGUCUGUCUGGGGGGCGACGGCAAGGACGGUUGACUUGGGCGGGGCUACAGGCAAAGAAGCUUAGGUGUCGAACCCACAACCCUAGCGUUGCCACUGUCUUUUCUGUGAAACCCUAUAGCCUCCUUGGUAUUCCUGUGUCCAGGAACACAGGGCUGAGGAAGGGUAAAAAGGGGUAAAGAGGGACAAACGGUACCCUGGUGGCAAGGGGUGGUGCCUGGUCUCACCUGUUUACUCUUACUUUUAUUCUAAUUUUCGGGUGCCAGUUGAACACACUCUGCUUUACCACCAUUUACAUUCAGCCGUUCACCGCCUGCUCUUUUUCUGCUCUUCGCCGUAGUCCUGUAGGAAAAUGAGGUGCAGCGCAGGGCUCAGAGUGCACAAACAUGGCACAUUUGGUGUCCUCCGCACCUCGGCGUCCCUCAUCGCUGUGGCCGAAGCCCAGCUGAGCCGCCGUUACCCGUCGUACGUUCGGCUGUCCGUGGCUGAGGCUCCACGCUCUUCUUCGGGGAGGUCAGACAACACGGUAGCGAGGAAACGGCGAAAAACAGAGAAGUAACAGUAAGUUGCAGCCCGAGUUCACGUUACUCAAAGUGCACUGAUUGAGUCAAUGAUUUCUUAGACGACAAUCCAUCGCACUACAGGGAUUGGACACCUGUUGAAUGUCCUUGACCAGUUAUCAUGUUGUGCCGAAAGGCUGUAAUUUACGUGAAAUGCGCAUCCCUUCCCUUUGCUGGGGGCGUACGGGUGGAGGCCUGGGGAACAAUAAGGCCACGGUUCAUGGUUGUGGAAGGGCGUUUCUAUCUGGACUCGUCUCAAAGGUCCUCUGACGUUAUUCCUGGUUCUGGCAAGGAUGGAGCCCCUAAGAUGGGGUGCAGCCUGCUGGGGGAUCGCCCUGCUUUUCCGUGUGCAGCGAAAGAACGGGUGACGCGGAACGGGCAUGCCGUGGUGCGGCACAUCGGCAGCGAGGCGAUCUGUGGGCAGAGAGGGCCGGGAGGUGCCGGGAGGUCCCGGGAGGUGCCGACGUCCACACGUGUCCCCGUCGGACAUAAAGACACACGUGGCAUCCAAGCAUCGGCAACUUUGAGCCCAAGGUUUUGGGUCCCCUGAUGAGGGUCUCGUGAUCACUUGUCUCCUGGGAGGAGCUGUAGGAGCCCAGAACCCGGUCUGCCUGCACGCUUUGUCCCGGUCCAGCAUCUGUGUCGCAAACGUACGCUUUUCCACGAAGCCGUCUGUUGCCGUGUAAUUUUACUCCAGGCGGCUCCGCCUCGCGUCUUGGUUCUUUGCUCUCCCAGCAUGCAUUGCUGUCGGAGCACAGAGACAAGUACAAGCAGGCACGGCAGGAGAGACGCGUCACGUGAAACGCACGUGGACUGAAGGAAAUUUCUGCAGGAGCCAGGAGUGCAGAGCUCUACAAAGCAUUGCCAGCACAUUCGACGGGUUCGUCUUAUCAGGCCGAUCUCGUUCACCUCCAUUUAUGGUCUUUUACUUGCCUGGCGUUGGAUCGGGGACCGUGGGCGGUCGACCAGAAGCCCUGGACCGUUCAGGAGGAAGUGGGGUUACCGUGGGAACACGCUGCACGGAUCCCGGCUGCGGCGGCCGCACGCUCCACCUCUCCUCAGCCGCACUGACAAAUGUUCUGAGGCCAUUUGAAUAAUUACCGCGGUGCCUCUCAUGCUUCAUUCUCAUUAUUUACAUGUGCUCUGUUCCCCGUGAGUCCUGUGCUGCGACUCACCGUUUCGCCUGGCGCUGCUGCGGUUUGGCAUCUGAUCUUAGGAUAAACAGAAAGUCGGACAGCGGGAGACGUGCAGCGUAAUGUAAUUGUGGUCUUUGUCCCCAACGUCGACACUCGGGCGUGGUGCUCGGUGCUGUGCGACACACACUCAUCUCCCGCGCGGGCUUGUUCGGAGGCAGCGGGUGGUGCAGAGGUUAGAGCUACUGCCUUUGGGCUCAAAGGACCUGGGUUUGAAUCCCACCUCCCGCUGUAAGCGCCGUCAUCAAGGUGCUUAGCUUGCACCAAUACCGCAAAAGUGACCCUGCUUUUUACAUGGGUAGAUCGGUGUGAUCGUGGUGAGAAGGCUGCAGUUGGAAGUGACUUCGGAGAGAAGCGUUACCCAAACGAAUCCAGGUUCCAGAGAGGUGUUAACAGCGUGGCCAACGAGUCCGUGUCAUGGGCCAAAUAAUUGCACUUGUGUACGGUUUCAGAAACACAAGGAUCGUUUUCCACUUGUGUACGAUAUAUUGUCUGGGUGGCAGUGUGUUUGACACGUGCACACACGCGUACGCACGCACGCAUGCACGCAUGUACAAAGUUCCCUCGCCAUCUUGAAAGGAUGCGACAGGUAGAUGCGCUUCUGGACCGCGGUACGCUCCAAAGUGCAUUAGGCCUUAAAAUGAGUGCAGAUGUGAAUGAAUAGCCAGAUGCUCCCGACCCAUCAGGACCGUUCUCCUCUCUCGGUGGACAGAAGCUCUUCUGUCCCAGGAGCCGUUUCCUGGCUGUCUUCUCGAAGCAGGGCCACUGUGUGAACUGCCCUCGCUCUGGGGGCGGUCCGUCCUGCUGUCCCUGUGCAUCACGGUACAAACGCUAUGAGGGGAAUUAGUUUGUACGUCGAUUUGCUCAUUUAGGUUUAUACAAAUUCAAGCUGCAUUAAAAAUUUCCAUAUGAUCUCGAUGUUUGGAAAGAGAUGCAAAUGCGUCCUCGUGGACGGCAUCGUGGGAUCCGCGUUUGGCACGUCAUCAAGUCCCAUACAAACGACAUGGUGGAUCUAAUGAUUUGUGGUGGAUGUGUGAGGCAUCCAACCGUGCAGAUCCGUGCUCUGGGAUGAACCGUGAAGCAGGUGUGACCGCAGAGGUGUGUUCGCCUCGCCGCAGAAGAGUGUGUGAAGGGCCCCAGGCAGUCCUGCGUGCAAAGGCCUGUAAGAGCGUUGUGUCCCUCUGGACCUUCGCCGCUGGUCAGUUUGCACGUUGAGUUACACGUAGCACUCGGUCAGCUUGAGGCCAUAGACACGGUACGUAAGUGGUUCAAAUCCCAGGAGCGUUGAGUGUCUUUGGCCAUGGCUGCCUGCCGAAUAAAUGCACUAAGGUUAUUUUAGAAGAAAUGCUAAUAUGAUGACGUGUUUCCCAAAGUUGUACUGACACGUGUGUCUUUCAUGUUGCCUGAAAAGGUCAUAAAUGACUGAAACCGUGGAAGUUGUACCUUUCAGUUGUAGCGUUCUGACCUGUGAUCCCGUGGCAACCUUCCCUACGGAUGCCCAAUGACCGUCUCGGCGGGGCCAGAGGUCACCCUGUAAAGAACUGUGUCUUGUGGUUAUUGAGUGGGUUUCCUUUCGAAGCGGAGACGGAACUGAGGACCGCGACCGUGAGAGCUGGUCUCAUCAGGACAUGCGGUAAAAGUGUAAAGCAAACUCCACGCAGCAUCCCAGCUGUGAAGGAGUUGCAGAAACGUAUCAUUUCCCAGAGUCCUGUAGCGCGGCGCCUUAUCGGAGCCCAGCACUCCUUCCUGCCGAGCCACACCAGGACAAUGGCCACAGCUUCCCCUCUAUGUCCUCCGGAGAAUCUCCCCUCCCUGGGCUCUCAGAGAUUGACAAGCAGAAGCAGAGCAAAGACUCGGUCUACUUCCGGGACGGGGUGCGCAGGAUCGACUUUGUCCUGUCCUACGUGGAUGACCAGACCAAGGAUGGCGAGAAGAAGCUGGAGAGGAGGAAGGAGUUUGAGGCCAACCUGUUGAAAGUGGGACUGCAGCUGGAGACAGAGGACAAAUCAGAAUCGGAUGACGGCAAGACCUACUUCCUGAAGAUCCACACGCCCUGGGAGGUGCUGGCCACCUACGCGGACGUGCUCAAGAUCAAGGUGCCCUUCAAAGUGAAUGACAUCCCGAGCCACCAGGAGAUGACAGUAAAGUGUUUCUCGAAGCCCUUCCGCUUGCCGGAGACCGUCAUGAACCCGGAGCCCGACUACUUCACAUCGCCCUUCGACAAGAACAAGAUCGACUUCUUCCUCAUUGACAACAAGGAGACCUUCUUCCCUCCGUCCACUCGCAACAGGAUCGUCUACUACAUCCUGGCCCGCUGCCCCUACUACAAGGAGGAGCACAAAGACAAGGACAAGAAGGGCAUCAAGCGGCUGCUCAACAACGGCACCUACACUGCCGCGUUCCCCCUGCAUGAUUGCCGCUACUGGAAACCGUCCAAGGACUCCAACUGCGAGAGCGAGCGCUACAACCUCUACAAGUACUGGGCUCGCUUCUUCCGCUUCUACAAGGAGCAGCCGCUCAACCUGAUCCGGAAGUACUAUGGGGAGAAGAUUGGCAUCUAUUUUGCCUGGCUUGGGUUCUACACUGAGAUGCUGACCUACGCCGCCGUCGUCGGCCUCAUCUGUUUCAUCUACGGGCUCUUCACCUAUGACGAGAAUGUCUGGAGUCAGGAGAUCUGCAACCCGGAGAUUGGCGGCCAGAUAGUCAUGUGCCCGCUUUGCGACAAGAAGUGUGGCUACUGGAAGCUCAACUCCACCUGCGAGUCGUCCUGGCAAUCGAACCUGUUCGAUAACGUGGGGACCGUCUUCUUCGCCAUCUUCAUGGGUAUUUGGGUGACCCUGUUCCUGGAGUUCUGGAAGCGCCGGCAGGCCCGGCUCGAGUACGAGUGGGACCUCGUGGACUUUGAGGAGGAGCAGCAGCAGCUGCAGCUCCGGCCCGAGUACGAGACCAAGUGCACCGGCCGCCGGCUGAACCGCAUCACCCAGGAAAUGGAACCUUACUUACCCAUAACAAGCCAGUGUGCUCGCUUCUGCCUGUCCGGAACCACCGUUCUCUUCUGGAUGGCGCUCAUCAUCGCCAGCAUGAUUGGCGUGAUUGCCUACCGCCUGGCGGUGUACGCCGCCUUCUCCAGCAUCAUGAAGGAAAAUUCCACGAAGCUGCAGGUCGUCGGUUCCCUCAUCACGCCGCAGCUCGCCACCUCGGUCACCGCCUCCUGCAUCAACUUUGUCAUCAUCAUGGUGCUCAACUUCCUGUACGAGCGCGUUGCCAUCUGGAUCACGGACAUGGAAAUCCCCAAGACGCACCUGGAGUAUGAGAACAAGCUGACGAUGAAGAUGUUCUUCUUCCAGUUUGUCAACUACUACUCGUCUUGCUUCUACGUGGCCUUCUUCAAGGGCAAGUUCGUGGGCUACCCGGGCAAGUACACCUACAUGUUCGGCGGCCAGAGCAACCUAAGGAACGAGGAGUGUGACCCGGGCGGCUGUCUCAUCGAGCUGACCACCCAGCUGGUCAUCGUCAUGGCCGGCAAGCAAGUGUGGGGCAACAUCCAGGAAGCGCUGGUGCCGUGGCUGUGGAACUGGUGGGGAAGUCGGAAGGCCCGCAAUCACCCUGAGAGCCUGUACAGCCGCUGGGAGCAGGACCACGACCUGCAGAAUUUCAGCCAGCUGGGCCUCUUCUAUGAGUACCUGGAAAUGGUGAUCCAGUUUGGAUUCAUCACGCUCUUUGUGGCCUCCUUCCCCUUGGCGCCGCUCUUGGCUCUGCUCAACAACAUCAUUGAGGUGCGCGUCGACGCCUGGAAGUUCACCACGCAGUUCCGGCGACCCGUGGCCGCCAAGGCGCAUAGCAUCGGGGCCUGGGAGGAAAUCCUCAACGGUGUGGCCAUCCUGUCCGUCGUCACAAACGCGUUUAUCGUGGCCUUUACCUCGGACAUGAUUCCGCGGCUCGUGUACUACUACGCCUACCACCCCGGCGACUCGCCCACCAUGGAGGGCUACAUCAACAACAGCCUGUCCAUCUACGAAAUCUCCCAGUUCCCUGAACAUAAUCGACCCGAUCAGUCAGAGAACCCAGUCUGGUUCAACGAGACCAUCAUCACGACCUGCAGAUACCGGGACUACCGCUACCCCCCGGGCCACAAGAGGGAGUACUCGCACAGCAUGCAGUUCUGGCACAUCCUGGCUGCGAAGCUGGCCUUCAUCAUCAUCAUGGAGCACGUGGUGUUUGUGGUGAAGUUCUUUGUGGCGUGGAUGAUCCCGGACGUGCCCUCGGAGGUGAAGGCGCGUAUCAAGCGCGAGCGCUACCUCAUCCAGGAGUACCUGCACAACUACGAGGUGGAGAAACUCAAACUCCAGCUGAGCCAGAGCAACGGGGGCCACGUGCAGUGUGAUGCGGCCCAGAUCAUGGCUGCCGAGAGACACCAGGUGCUGUCCGAGUGCCUGUAGCCCUCGUCCCCUUCCGUUGACUCAGGGCGCCCCCGGAAGCCGAGCGGCUGCAGCGACGCUACGAGGGGCUCCAGCUUCCCAAUAUGCACCAAGAAGAGCUCAAGCAUCUGACUUCACUGGACCUUGGUUAUCCUUCCUCACGAGCAAUCGCUGAGGGAAGGCGGCCCUUUCCCACCCGCACUAAGUGCUGUUGCAGUGUGUCCCACCCGUCGCCAUGGGGAUCCGCAGCGUCGCCGAACGCACCCUGUCCGAGCGCGGACAGCCUCACGAGAGCCAUCGCUCGACACACGAUCAUUCCAUCGCACGCCUCUUAGUUUUUGCAUGUUCCCGUGGAGCUCGCGGGGAAGCCGCCUCGUUAUUUAUUCUUUCAGACGGUUAUAUAAGAGUCUUCCCAGCGUCGGUUCAAUGUUUCCUUAUACGUUGUGCAUAAUUACCAAAGAAUGGCGUAAGCAAUGUUGCAGAAAUAAGCUUCUAUGACUAAGUGCUCAAGAAAUCUGAUUUCUGUGUCGUCUUUAUCAUUUGUAGGAUAAGGUUGUCUUGAUAAGAACUGUGAUACAAAGUGUUUCGUUGCUGUAAGCGGAGGCACGAGUUGAGUAACUGAUGCCGGAGCCCAAGAAGCGAACGCUGUCACCACAGGGGGCGCCGUUCUUCAGAGCAUUACCUCUGGGCUCCAGCCUCAAUAACCUGCAUGUUCCGAGGUUCACGCGGAAGGAGCAAGACGACACUCGAUACCCCAUUUAGAAGGUGAAGGCGGUUGGAGCCAAACUCACUGUGAGCAUGUUCGCAAUGGCGCAGACCUCCAGCAGAGAGUGUGAGCGAAACACACCGUUUUCACUGCUGUCGUUGCACUAUAAGAGUGUGUGUGUGUGUGUGUGUGUGUGUGUGUGUGUGUGUGUGUGUGUGUGUGUGUGUCUGCAUGUCUGCGUACACACAUUCAUUUCCUGUGUUGCUUUCAGCGAUUUCUCACCUGGAUGGUCCUGUUCCACAGAUGCAGGCACUUCCUCUCCCCAGUUCCCAUGCGCUCUGAUUAUGGUUCCCCAGAAUGCACCAAUUAACACAUUUGCCUACACAACUGAUGAAGGAUCCCAGGAUGGGAAGACAGUUUGUUCAUCAUUUAGUUGCGUUUCACGUUCAUGCAGGUGCCAAAGAAAAAACGUGUUCGCUGAUACUGUGUGCUCGUGUUGACCGGGGCAGUGCAGCCGCAGACCUCCGAUGCAUAUUAUGCUAAUUUUUAGCCAUUUUUACCCCCCCCAGCCCAGUGGCGACGACAAGAACCACUGCAUUAGCUGAUGUGUUUCGUAGUUGCGGUGCUACAGGGCCCCUCCCGCAGGCGCAGUUCCGCACAAAUGCUCUCCAGCUGUAGUUUGUCCUCUAGACCGGCCACGGCGAGAACGGUUCCCCCGCUAUGGUCGUGACGGCUUCUCCAGGAAAUCGGAGCAGUGACAGGCGCACGGAAACGGUGCCCACCCGUGGGCGGCGGGUCUGGCCCUUUGUGUCAGGCAGGUGUACCUGCUGGGGGGUGCUGCUCGCAGGAGCAGCUGUCGCGUGUUUACCGCUUUCUGGAGGCCACCGGGGCACCGCGCCCACAGGACAGAUCUCCAUUUAAUGGGCCUCUGUUUACCAAGUGUCAGCACUUAAUGAAAAGUGGCGUGUGAUGUGCAGGUCGCUGUGGCGCCUCGCACAAAGAGCGGCCACUCUUCUCACUUGUGGCCCCUAUUCUGUUGACUCGUUCACGUCUCAACGGCGGGCGGCGACGACCUUUGUUUCCCGUCGGGCAUGGAGCAGCUAAUGACCGAGGCGUGACGGACGGUGACACCGAUGCCCCUCACUGACGGCAACGGUCGAUCAUAGGCGGAGGCUGUUACGCCACGUCCAUCUCCCUGCUCCUCGAAUGGCACGUGAAAGAGCGCUUCACCGCGUGCGCGCUUUUCCGCUGUAUCGGUUAAUCUACCGUGGACAUGGUUGCCGUAGCCUCGUGAAAGAUUUCUCUCCUUAUUUACUUUUUUUGUUGAACUUAAAGCCAACUUUAAGAGGGAUAUUUCAGAUGAAGGCUCUUGUGUGAAUGACGUCUGCAGGGACGCCUCGUUUCCGGGGUCUCGCCGGGACCCCGACACGUGCUCCAGUUCAGGAGGAAUAAAACAUCUAUGCAUCGACGAAAUCCAUGUGCAAACUCCUUGCGGAGUCUUGCGGAGCGUGGCCUUUUCUGUCUUUUCUAUCGUCUCCUUAUGCCUUAAAAACUCCCGUUUAUGGGUUUUUUUAAUUUUUUUUUUAACACAACAUGUUUUAUUCUGUUUCUGUUUGUUUCUUUGUGCUUGUUGAGAUUUCAUGUGAAUCAGUCUUUAUUUUAAAUACUUUUAAGUUUACAGUUUUGUACAAGAUCGCUUCACUGUUCCCCUCAAUGCAUUUAUCCAAAGUAAAUUUCACCAAAGUAUAUGGAAUGGCAAAUAAAAAAUAAAGGAUUAAUAAAC
Molecule: messenger RNA, 9626 nt
Organism: Scleropages formosus (Asian bonytongue)
Lineage: Eukaryota; Metazoa; Chordata; Actinopteri; Osteoglossiformes; Osteoglossidae
Gene: ano5a
Product: anoctamin 5a
Exons: 21
Coding region: 4507-7158 (883 amino acids)
Biological process (GO): chloride transmembrane transport
Cellular component (GO): plasma membrane
Molecular function (GO): protein dimerization activity; chloride channel activity
Source: RefSeq, a predicted model, not a curated record